GACAUGAAAACCAAGAAACAAGGUGGCAUAGGGAGGAGUCUCUCCUAAAGCAGCUCCAGCCUCUUUUUCUGAGCCUAGCACAGAUUUUUAUUCCUCAUACUCGCCUCUCAGCGCAGCUUCUUUCAGCUAAACGUGGAAUGAAUAUAGGCGACGUUUAGUAAUAUAUUAAUCAUAUAUUUCAUCUCGUUGUAGUAAUAGAAGACAGAAGAAAUAGCAGCAUGGGGGCUUAUGAGGAGAAGAAGGAAGCAUGUGGAACUGUCUGCCUGAAAUACCUCCUGUUUACUUUCAACUUUCUCUUUUGGCUGGCAGGAGGAGUUGUGAUGGCAGUGGGUGUUUGGACCUUGGUGGAAAAGAGCGACUACAUAAGCCUCCUCCCCUCCAAGACCUACGCUGCCUCUGCCUACAUACUGGUCCUGGCUGGAGCCAUUGUCAUGGUAACAGGCGUGCUGGGCUGCUGUGCCACUUUCAAGGAGCAGAGGAAGCUGCUGGGAGUGUACUUUGUGCUGCUUCUAUGUAUUUUCCUGUUGGAGAUCCUGGCUGGUGUCCUGGCCUACAUCUAUUAUCAGCAGCUGAAUGAUGAACUAAAGCAGAACCUGAAGGCCACUAUGACCAACAAGUACAGACAGAGCGAUGAAAACGAACACAUCACCAAGGCUGUUGACAAGCUGCAGCAAGAGUUCAAGUGCUGUGGGAGCAACAACUCAACCGACUGGGUGGAGAGCAAGUGGAUCCGCAGCGCAGAUUCAAAGGGCAGGAAGGUCCCUGACAGCUGCUGUAAGACUGAAAUUGAAUUAUGCGGUCAAAGGGAUCACCCCUCCAACAUCUACAAGGUGGAGGGCGGUUGCAUCAGCAAACUGGAGAAAUUCAUCCUGGAACAUCUGAAGAUUAUUGGAGCUGUCGGCAUUGGGAUUGCUUGUGUACAGAUUAUUGGAAUGGUGUUUACAUGCUGCCUAUACCGAAGUUUGAAGGCAGAGCCAUACUAAAAACAGCGUGGAUGAAGGAGGCAGCCUUAUUAGCCAUGUACUAUACUCAAAUAGCUCGUAGGUUCUUUCUUUAUUUUUUACACUGGAGAAUUUUAAAAAUGCAAGGGAUCUAAUUGCACAUCAGAGAAUCAUUUUAGGAAACAAAGGGUGGAAAAACACUACAAACCUUUUUUAUGCAAUUAGUGCACUCAGAUUGCAAUUUCAGUCUUGACUUCAAAAUCACAGCAUGGGGAGGAAGAGCCUCUGAAAGGAGCCAAUGGGAAUUUUAACACGGAUUGUUUAAAUUAGUUAGGAAUAGCCUCCUAGAGACUUGGGCAAUGUUGUUUUCUGCCACACUGAUUCCCAUAAAGUACUUUUAAUACACAUGGGGUGGCUAGUAUGCAGGAGAGUGGCGUAAAGAUCAGUAGAGUAAAACUGGUACUUUGUAUGAAGUGUUAAUCCUGAAUCUCAACAGCUUCUUUAUACCAGCAUCAUGGGCUAUAAUAAGCUCAAAUCUUUAAAUCUGACAACAUUUUGUGUCAGUAGUAAUGCAAAAGUUAUGCAUUUCAGAUUAGAGUGGCCUUUUAAAUAUUUAACAUUAUUGCAAAUCAUUUCAGGAUUUUACGUUUUGGUUUUACUCCCUGAAGUGUCUUUAUAAUAAAAAUAUGUUUUUAAAUCAACUUUAUUGCAUGUUAUUAGAGCGCUGCUGGAUUAGUUGGUGACCCUCACAGCUCAUGUGCUGUUGGACUGUUCGAAUGUUUAAAAGCUAAGUUAAAAUAAACGAUGUUGUGAUGCAUGCAAGAAUAAUAUUGUUUGUAAUAAAGGACCUAAUGUUUUUGAUUUUUGCCUCUUUUUAUAUAACUAUGCCAAAGUUAUAAACAACAAGAUUAAGCCAACUGUAUCAUAUCAGUGGUACUGAGGUUUCCUAUUUGAUUGUACUUCUGAAAUUAAUGAUGUGCUUACUUUUUUUUUUUACAGCUUGACUAGAAUUUUAUAUUUAACACACCUGUAGGAAAUUAUUUCCACACAUUUGGUAGUGAUCAUUUAAUGUGUGCCUUAAGCGUAGCACUGAACUAACCUACUGUGUUUCUGUUUCAUUGUAUGUUGUUCUUUGAAUAAACACUGUUCCAUGCUAUUA
This is a messenger RNA of Gambusia affinis (western mosquitofish), 2100 nucleotides long. It is a transcript of the gene cd151l, whose product is annotated as CD151 antigen, like. The record is from RefSeq and is a predicted model, not a curated record. Gene Ontology annotation, cellular component: membrane. The transcript has 8 exons. Lineage: Eukaryota; Metazoa; Chordata; Actinopteri; Cyprinodontiformes; Poeciliidae. The coding region runs from base 219 to 983 and encodes 254 amino acids.